Molecule: messenger RNA, 1554 nt
Organism: Tympanuchus pallidicinctus (lesser prairie-chicken)
Lineage: Eukaryota; Metazoa; Chordata; Aves; Galliformes; Phasianidae
Gene: GATC
Product: glutamyl-tRNA amidotransferase subunit C
Exons: 4
Coding region: 1-513 (170 amino acids)
Biological process (GO): mitochondrial translation; glutaminyl-tRNAGln biosynthesis via transamidation; regulation of translational fidelity
Cellular component (GO): mitochondrion; glutamyl-tRNA(Gln) amidotransferase complex
Molecular function (GO): glutaminyl-tRNA synthase (glutamine-hydrolyzing) activity
Source: RefSeq, a predicted model, not a curated record
AUGGCGGCGGCACGGCCCCUCCGCCACCGUUCCGACGCACUUCCGGCGCGUGUCGAUGACGUCACGAGCCUUUUCCGGUGGCGCGCGAUGCGGGUUUUGGGCUUGUGCCGGUGGCUGCGGGGCGGGACGGUGCGAGUCCUCGGACGCGGGGCGGCCACUGCGAGUUCCGCGCCGCCCCCGCAGGACGGCGUCACGGUGGAGGUUCUCGACCACCUGGAGCGCCUGGCCCUGGUGGACUUCCGCGAUGCCGAGGGCGUUGAGCGGCUGCGGGAGGCGGUGCGGUUCGCUGAGCGGCUGCGGGAGGUGAACACGGAGGGAGUCGAGCCGAUGGACUCGGUGCUGGAGGACAGGUGUCUGUAUCUCCGGGAAGAUGACGUUACAGAGGGCAGCUGCACGGCAGAGCUGCUGAAAAACGCCAGAGAGAAAGUAGAGGAAUAUUUCGUAGCCCCACCAGGUAACAUCCCUUUACCAGAGCUGGAAGAACGAGAUACUGUCCUGAAGGGUUCGUGGUGAGAGAACUCAAAUGCCAUGUCUCUGUUUUAUUUGGGAAAACUGUGUUUUGUGUGGUCACAACUGAAAUACCCCAGCACGAAUUUGGAUCCACGGAACACUUGCUCUGCUAAACUUUCUGUCCCAUCCUUCUGUAAAUUCUCUUGGUGCUGAAAUACUUGAUGUUCAUGAAACUGGAAGGCAGCAUGACAAGUGCUUCCAUAUAUCAAAGCAUAUUUUAUGUAUUUUAUAUUCCUGAAUGACUUAAGGGCUUUAAAGAGAACAUUAAAAACUGAAGGUUAAAACAGAUAGUUUUAUUGAACUAGUUUGUUAGGAAAACAAGGGAAGGUUGUAUCCAACAUUUCUCAGCUGGCUGAGAAGCUUCCUCACUGAAGCUGUACAAAUCAGAGACAAGGUAAGGUCAGGCUUGUUGAGGAAAGGCAGUGACACAUUUGAAGAAUGCUUCAGCAAACCAGAACCAAAUAGCCCAGACCAUUCAUUUCCAGGCCACAGUAACUGGACUUAAAGGCGUAAAACCAAUCUUUUUCUUCCCAUGUGGUGCCCCUCCAAAUACAGAUUUAAGGAUCCAGAUUUAUUUCCUCUGGCUAUAAUGCCAUGCGCUAAAAAAGAUCACGACAUGCUGAGCCACAGUGAAAUUUCUGAAGAAGUGCUAGAAAAGACCCUUGAAGUUGUUGUAAUGGAAUACUGCUGGUCAGCAGUUUUAAGUCUGCUCUUGUGGCUCUUGAGAUGUGCCAGGACGGCAGGGUCUUCCACAGCUCCUGGCACAAACUCCUCGAGGGCAGAAACUCCUCCUCAGAUCAGAAUUCAGUGUCGUCCACUUCACACAAUGCAUGUUCUGUAUCUGAUUGCAGGAAAAAAAAAAUUACUCCCACUUUGCUUCUCUGCAUUUCUGUAUAAUGAACAACAGCAGCUUUGUGCUUGUGAUGCUUGGUAGAGGAGACGUUAAACAGCCAUAAUUGUAAUUGUUUCUCCUAUGGACUCUAUAUUCUACAUCCCUACAAACAAGACGUAAUUAAUAAACUAAAUCUCUUUCCCACUGUCAAA